GACAUGAUUGUAAUUAAUUUUUGAAGCAAAAAAAAUCAAUUCUCGAAAAAAAAUGUCACCAUCAUCCUUUAGCUUUUGAAUUCUCUAAAGUCUAAAUUCUUAAUUUAAUACAAAAAUACUUUAUGAAAAAUUUGAGAUAAUUUGAAACCCUAACUCUCCGACACCAACAAUCGUCCAUCACCAGAUUCUCCUACUCUCCUCCACGCCGGCCACCGUGCGCCGUCGCAUGAACAGUAGGGAAGAACGCUGAUCACUUCCAUGGCUCUCACCACUCAGAAGUAAGCUUCUCAUUUUCAUAUUCUCUCUCAGACUUUCACUUCAAGCUUUCAAUUUCAGCAGGUGGGGAGACAACAGCAAUUCUUCGGUAGGAAGAGGAGAGAACUUGUUAUUUUGAAACAGCAUAUUUGAAACUAAGUUGGUAGUUAGAAAUGGUGAAGUUGUUUAAUUUGGGAUCUGAACCAGUGAUUGGUAACUUGAAUUCUUCAAAGAAAAGAGAGUAUAGAGUCACCAAUCGCCUCCAAGAGGGCAAGCGUCCUCUAUAUGCUAUUGUUUUCAACUUCAUUGACUCCCGCUACUUCAAUGUUUUCGCCACUGUUGGUGGCAAUCGGGUUACCAUUUAUCAUUGCCUUGAAGGAGGAGUUAUUGCUGUAUUGCAGUCUUAUGUAGAUGCAGAUAAGGAUGAAUCUUUUUAUACAGUGAGCUGGGCAUGCGAUACUGAUGGGAAUCCAUUUGUUGUGGCUGGAGGAAUCAAUGGUGUAAUUCGAGUCAUUGAUGCUGGCAAUGAGAAGUUACACAAGAGUUUUGUUGGCCAUGGUGAUUCCAUAAAUGAAAUCAGGACUCAAACGUUGAAGCCAUCACUCGUGCUAUCUGCCAGCAAAGAUGAAUCUGUUCGGAUAUGGAAUAUUCACACCGGAGUAUGUGUUUUGAUAUUUGCUGGAGCUGGAGGACACCGUAAUGAAGUUUUAAGUGUUGAUUUUCAUCCAUCAGAUAUAUGUAAGAUUGCCACUUGCGGCAUGGAUAAUACUGUAAAGAUAUGGUCUAUGAAGGACUUCUGGGGCUAUGUAGAAAAAUCAUUCACAUGGACAGACAUCCCUUCAAAGUUUCCCACAAAAUAUGUGCAGUUUCCUGUAUUCACUGCUUCAGUUCAUUCAAAUUAUGUUGAUUGUAAUAGAUGGUUGGGCGAUUUUAUCCUCUCAAAGAGUGUUGACAAUGAAAUUGUCCUGUGGGAGCCAAAAGUGAAGGAACAAUCUGCCGGGGAGGGCACAGUCGACAUACUUCAGAAAUACCCUGUUCCUGAGUGCGAUAUAUGGUUCAUCAAAUUUUCUUGUGAUUUCCAUUUCAAUGCAGCUGCAAUAGGCAAUAGGGAAGGGAAAAUUUUUGUUUGGGAAUUGCAGUCAAGUCCUCCUGUUCUUAUUGCAAGGUUGUCGCAUGUUCAAUCAAAAUCUCCAAUCAGGCAAACUGCUGUGUCCUUCGAUGGAAGUACUAUUUUAAGUUGCUGUGAGGAUGGGACAAUUUGGCGCUGGGAUGAUUUUUCAAACUCUGAAGCUUAACUUAUUUUUCGUGCACUAUCGACAUAAUGUGCUCAAUAUGUAAAACGACAGGAGGUAUUUUUGGUUUAUGGGUUAAAACUCGUCAUGAACAUGAGAAGCUGGUUUAUUUGGUUUACUCGAUCAAUUGAGUGGAUAAUCUCUUUUAUGUUUAAGUUUAUAAUCGAAACGUUUAUUGAGAUCUCUUUGGUUAACAAUCAUUUUGAAAGAAAAUAGAUAUAUAUGAAGUGCAAUGUGUUGCUUGCAAUGGUUUAAA
Molecule: messenger RNA, 1803 nt
Organism: Trifolium pratense (red clover)
Lineage: Eukaryota; Viridiplantae; Streptophyta; Magnoliopsida; Fabales; Fabaceae
Product: polycomb group protein FIE1
Exons: 14
Coding region: 429-1550 (373 amino acids)
Biological process (GO): negative regulation of transcription by RNA polymerase II
Cellular component (GO): ESC/E(Z) complex
Molecular function (GO): nucleosome binding; protein binding
Source: RefSeq, a predicted model, not a curated record